Ictidomys tridecemlineatus (thirteen-lined ground squirrel) is the source of this 2777-nucleotide messenger RNA. NCBI's taxonomy places the organism in Eukaryota, Metazoa, Chordata, Mammalia, Rodentia, Sciuridae. The record is from RefSeq and is a predicted model, not a curated record.
GGCAAGAGGAAGGAAGAGGCGGUGAGGACGGGCGCCCUGGAGGCUGGCAGCUUGGAGGCCGUCCUUGCUGGUCCCAGCCUCGCUGGCUUUCUCCAGCCCCCUCCUUGUUGCCCGGGGAUGUGGAGAGCGGCCAGCGCUGCUGGCACAGGCUUCAGGCGCGCAUGCGGCCGGCCACCCCGCGCCCCCUCCCUGCCCCCUGCCCAGGCCACGCGGCUGCUGCCGCACUUCCUGCCUGCUCUGCGGAAGCCAACCAGGCAGGGAGCCUCCGCCAGGAGUUCAUUGUCUGCGCCAUGCAGGCCGGUCACAGGUCCCCCAGGGAGCGCUGUGGACGUCCUCACAGUGUGCCAGGCUUCUGUCCUGGAUCCAGAGCCCAGGUGUCUGCUAUGCAGAAGCUGAAAACAAACCUCACUGAGAACGCUGAGAACCCUGAGAGCCAGGAAAUGGAACUGUUAACAUUUAUGGAUAUAGCCAUUGAUUUUACUGAAGAGGAGUGGGAGUGCCUUCAGCCUGCUCAGAAAAAAUUAUAUAGAGAUGUGAUGCUAGAGAACUAUAGAAACUUGGCCUUCCUGGCCAUGACUCCUAAUCAUAUCCAAGAAUAUUCACCAGAAAAGGGCCUAAAACAUAUAUUUCAUGAAGUGAUAAGUGCAAAAUAUACAAGUUGUGAUCUUGACCAUUUCCCACAAAAGAAAAUAUGGAAAACUACAAGUGAGAGUGAAUACCAGAAAUCAUAUAAAAACUCAGGCCUUGUUCAUCCCCAGAGAAUUUAUAUGGAGGAGAAGCCCUACAAAUAUAAAGAAUGUUGCAAAGCUUUUAGUAAUAAAAAAGGUCUUAUUUACCACAGAGGAAACCACAAUGGGGCAAAGCCCUACAAAUGUAAAGAUUGUGGCAAAGCUUUUAGUCAAAAAUCAAACCUUAUUCGCCAUAGGAGAACUCACACAGGAGAGAAGCCCUACAAAUGUAAAGAUUGUGGCAAAACUUUUGGUAGAAAAUCAGUCCUUAUUUGCCACAUCAGAACUCACACUGGAGAGAAGCCCUACAAAUGUAAAGAUUGUGGCAAAGCUUUUGGUCAAAAAUCACACCUAAUUUGCCACAGUAGAACUCACACUGGAGAGAAGCCCUACAAAUGUAAAGAUUGUGGCAAAGCUUUUGGUGAAAAAUCACACCUUAUUUACCACAGCAGAACUCACACUGGAGAGAAGCCCUACAAAUGUAAAGAAUGUGGCAAAGCUUUUGGUCGAAAAUCAAACCUUAUAUGCCACAACAGAACUCACACUGGAGAGAAGCCCUACAAAUGUAAAGAAUGUGGCAAAACUUUUGGUCAAAAAUCAGACCUUAUUUACCACAGCAGAACUCACACUGGAGAGAAGCCCUACAAAUGUACAGAAUGUGGCAAAACUUUUGGUAAAAACUCAGUCCUUAUUUGCCAUAUUAGAACUCACACUGGAGAGAAGCCCAACAAAUGUAAAGAUUGUGGUAAAGCUUUUGGUCAAAAAUCACACCUUAUUUACCACAGGAGAACUCACACAGGAAAGAAGCCCUACAAAUGUACAAAAUGUGGCAAAGCUUUCAGUAAAAAAUCAUACCUUACUUGCCACAUCAGAACUCACACUGGAGAAAAGCCUUACAAAUGUAAAGAAUGUGGCAAAGCUUUCAUUUUAAAAUCAGUCCUCAUUUGCCACAGAAGAACUCACACUGGAGAGAAGCCCUACAAAUGUAAAGAUUGUGGCAAAGCUUUUGGUCGAAAAUCAAACCUUAUUUGCCACAAUAGAACUCACACAGGAGAGAAGCCGUACAAAUGUAAUGAUUGUGGGAAAGCUUUUGGUCAAAAAUCACAGCUUAUUUACCACAGCAAUACUCACACUGGAGAGAAGCCCUACAAAUGUAAAGAAUGUGGCAAAGGUUUUGGUCGAAAACCAAACCUUAUUUGCCACAGGAGAACUCACACUGGAGAGAAGCCCUACAAAUGUACAGAAUGUGGCAAAGCUUUUGGUAGAAAAUCAGUCCUUAUUCGCCACAUCAGAACUCACACUGGAGAGAAGCCCUACAAAUGUAAAGAUUGUGGUAAAGCUUUUGGUCAAAAAUCAAACCUUAUUUAUCACAGCAGAACUCACACUGGAGAGAAGCCCUACAAAUGUAAAGAUUGCAGCAAAGAGUUUGGUCAAAAAUCAGAACUUAUUAACCACAGAAGAACUCACAGUGGAGAGAAGCCCUACAAAUGUACAGAAUGUGGCAAAGUGUUUGGUCGAAAACCAGAAUUUAUUAAACAUAGAAGAACUCACAGUGGAGUGAAGCCCUACAAAUGUACAGAAUGUAGCAAAGCUUUUGGUGACAAAUCAAACCUUACUCGCCACAGCAGAAUCCACUGUGGAGAGAAGCCCUACCAGUGUAAGGAAUGUGGCAAAGCUUUUGGUCAAAAAAUAGACCUUAUUAACCACAGCAGAACUCAUGAAGAGAAGCCCUACAAAUGUAAAAAAUGUGGCAAAUUGUUCAGUCAAAAAUCAUACCUUAUUUGCCACAACAGAACUCACACUGGAGAGAAGCCUCACAAAUGCAAUGUAUGCGACAAAGUUUUUACUCAAAUUUUACACAUUAUUUGCCACAGGAGCAUUUACACUGGAGAGAAGCCUCACAAAUAUGAGGAAUGUGGCAAAGCUUUUAGCAAUAAAAUAGUCCUUAUUCACCACAACAGCACUCACACUGAUGAAUAGCCCUACAAAUGUGAAUAAUGUGGAAAAGCAUUUAAUAAAAAAUAAAAGUUUAUUCACCACAGCAGAAAA